Molecule: messenger RNA, 3194 nt
Organism: Ficedula albicollis (Collared flycatcher)
Lineage: Eukaryota; Metazoa; Chordata; Aves; Passeriformes; Muscicapidae
Gene: MSANTD2
Product: Myb/SANT DNA binding domain containing 2
Exons: 6
Coding region: 1888-3072 (394 amino acids)
Source: RefSeq, a predicted model, not a curated record
CGAGCGCGUGUCCCGCGCCCUGGCCGAGCUGGGCUACGAGCGCACCCCGUCCCAGUGCCGCGAGCGCAUCAAGUUCCUGCAGAGCUCCAGGUUCUUCGGUGGCUUCACUUGUAGAGAUGAGGACUCGUGAGUUAGAAAUGGUGAGAAAAUCCACACUGAGCUCUGUGAGUGUCUCCUCCUUUGGUUUUCCUAAUUAUCAAUUGAGUGGGGAUAAUAUGUGUUCGUGUUGCAGGCAGUGUUGCAGAACAAUAAGCAAAAGCCUCGGUCUCUUCCAGUCUGAGCAGUCACUGGGCAGUGAUGGGGUCUGUUUUCAGUUCCUUGUCCUCAAUUUCCUGCUUUCUGUAUCUGUAUCAAUCUGUGUAUGUGCAUUCAGGAACCACGGAGCAGGAGUUGAGCUGGACACCGGGAGGAGUAGAGGAGGUGCGUAAGAAAAAACCAGAUCUUUAGAUCUUGGAGAUCAGAAUAACCUGGGGAGAGAAAGGAUAAGGAGUAUAAAAUGUCCAGGUUUCCUGAGGUCUGAGCAAUUGUUUAGGUUUUUCCAGGCUCUCUGAAGAAGAGCAGCCUGUGGGCUUACUUGAAACAAGGCGGGCUCGUGGUGUUUGGAGGGAAUAUCAGGAGGAGUUGUAAGGAGUGCCUGUUGGAGACACUGGGGAGAGCCUCCAAGAAGAAAGAGCUAGCAGGAAUCUUGAUUCUCCAGCACACAAGACCAAGGAGCCACCAGCUGCUUAGCCACAGGCCUUUUGGUGCUUUGGAAAGCCCUGUAUUUGAGAUCAUCUCCCUCAAAUUUUAGGUUAUUGGCUUGCAGAAGCAGAGGUAACACAGCCAGGCGAGCGUCUGGGCAGUACCCCCAAAAGUAUCUCAACCUUUAAGACUAACGAGCAGUCACACUAUUGCUUAUUUAUUUUCAUCCCCCUUCCUCUGUUGCUCCCUCUAGUUUUUCUACUAGUUUGCACUGACUUGCUGCUAAAUUAUUUUGGUAGUAAAAUAAGCCACAUUGCAGCCUGACUGAAAUAAUUAAUUACUACUAGGCUAUAACCUAGUGUGGGAUCCUCCAUAACCCCUUUGGUGGGGAGAGGUGUUUGAAGCACAAAUAGCUGAAAAUAGAGUGUGAAAAUAGAGUGGCUGAGGGUGUCAGGCACUCCCAGAGGGCUUGGCCGAGGGUAGGGAUGCUUUGGAAACACUUUGUUUCUCUUGAAGGCUGCUAAUAAAUUCAGCUGGAGGCUCUAAAUCCAUGUUGAACUCCUUUGGAUAAGCUGAGGCAGGUACAAGAAGUGGUGUUUGGGAAAUAUAUUUUGAAAAAUCCAACUUGGGUGGAUUUUAGAAAGAGUCUGGGAGUGAAAUGACUUUGCCCUUAUUGGUCAGUGAGAUUUGAGCUGAAAGGAGAGAAAUUGGAGUGAGAAAGCUGAAUUCUAACAACCAAAUGUAUCUGUACCCCAGCCUGAGGGAGCCCUCUUUGCACCAGUGAAUACCACGAGGUUUCUAGGCUGGGUUUUGGUUCUAGGUUGCCACAGCAGGUUGUUUUCCACCCUGCCCACAGACAGAAAGUUAAAAUGUGCUGGUGUCCAUCCAAAGAGGAUCUGCCUGUUUAUACUGAGGUAGUUAUGGCAAAAGAGGGAAUGGUUCCACCUUAAACCGUGGAAUAACUCAUGCCUGUUGCUGCCUGUGUGUUUAUAUGGGUUAUUUUUUAUUUUGUGUUCUUUUCCUGUGUUUUUGUUUAAAACAGCAGGGUAAUACUGAUUUGCUGCUUAGCGGUUUUGCUUCUGCCCCCAGGGCUCUGAAUCUCAGGAGGAAACUGGUUAGAAAUGUAUCCCUUUGCUGCUGAUGCUGUUAAACCAGUGUAUGAGGAGCAUUAGCAGCUUCACAAGAGACAGAGUGAGUUAGUAAGGAAUGCAAAAAUAUACCCUCCGCAGGUGCUACAGUCGCGUGAAGGAGCACGGCGUGGGCAAGAGGAAAAGCAGCUACACAUUUGAGCAGCUGGAGCAGGUGUUUGGGCAGGGAGGAUGGGACUCCCAGCCCUGCCAGCCUGUCCUCAUCAACAGCAGUGGCUUGUACCAGGAGCUGGAGUCAGAUGGCAGCACGAUGGAGGAGUUCUCUCAGGAGGACUGGGGAAACCACAGUCAGGAGCUUCACUGCUACCAGACCGGCGAGCAGGAGUUGGAUGAAAUGCCUACCACGAAAAGAACAUUAAAGAUAAAACAGGAAUCUUCAGAAGACACUCAGAAGCGCGACGUCAUGCAGAACAUUAUGCAAAUCUUGGAGUCGGUCCAGUUGAAGUGGGAGCUGUUUCAGAGCUGGACGGACUUCUCCAGGCUCCACCUUUCUAACAAACUGGCCAUUUUUGGCAUUGGGUACAACACCCGCUGGAAGGAGGAUAUCCGUUACCACUACGCAGAGAUCAGCUCCCAGGUGCCCCUCGGCAAGCGGCUCCGGGAAUAUUUCAACUCGGAGAAACCCGAGGGUCGGGUGAUCAUGACCCGAGUACAGAAAAUGAACUGGAAAAAUGUUUAUUACAAAUUCCUGGAGAUCACCAUCAGCGAAGCCAGGUGCUUGGAGCUGCACAUGGAGAUCGACUGGAUUCCCAUCGCUCACUCCAAGCCCACAGGCGGGAACAUGGUGCAGUAUUUAUUACCAGGAGGGAUCCCAAAAAGCCCUGGCCUGUACGCCAUUGGAUAUGAGGAGUGCCACGAGAAACUCCCCUCCCCCUUGGCCGAGCACCGGGCGCCCGACCCCAGCAAUGAGACUCCAGGGGAGCUGGAGGUCCCCUCGCCACAGGCCUCCCUUCGGGUGGACGUGGAAUCCGCCCGGAUUAUCUACUGUUACCUCGGCAUCGCCGAGGUCCGGACUCUCCAGCAGUGCCUGUUUUUACACUUCCAGGCAAACACCAAAACCUUCAGCAAAGAUUGGGUCGGGAUCAACGCCUUUUUAUCUCAGAACUGCGUCGUAGAGCCCGGUGUCUCACCCAAAUCCAUCUACAUCAAAUUUGUGGAAGUGGAGAGGGAUUUUCUGUCUGCUGGCUCUUUGGUAGAGUGCCUGGAAAAAGCCAUCGGGUACCCCUUAAAGUUUAACAACUGAGUCUCGUCCUUCAUAAGGAUCAGGGCUUUCGGCCCCAUUUUCCAUCUCACUCGGAUCCUGGCCGCUCCCAGCCGGCCACACCCGGACGUUUGGGCCUGGAGCGCGUUUUGGGGGGCGCGGGG